AAAUACUAUUGAUGCCAUUGAAGUAAAUAAAUCGACUAAGUUUUCUUUACAUCUUUGCGCAUUAUAUGCGCAUACGUGAAGUUUCUCUGAUAAAUAAUUUUCGUCUUAAAAACUACUCCCAGUGGGCACGUAGGUUAUUGUUUGUUAAAUUAUGACACGACGGCUUGAAAAUUGCAGAGCGCGUGAAUCAUUCGUGAAAUUCCGUGCCGUUCGUAGUCAUAAAUUUGAGGUUCAGGUAAAGUGAUAUGUCGACUGUCUCGGGUGAGCCCGAGGGUCAUAAUCCCAUUGUUAUCCAGGGCUAUUUUCCCGACUAAACGAGUGCCCAAAGCCAAGAGUACCGCUAGAUCGUCUGUUGUUCAGAUAAAAAUUUAUUAGUGCCUUUCCACGCUUGUGUAUGCAGCGGAAAAUGUAUAAUCUUAUAUAUCUUUGCGUGCCUUUGUUAGUGCAUAAAAUCCGCUAAGUAGCCGGGGAUUAUAUUUCCACUACCUUUUGGAUUUUUGGGGCAUUUAUUACUAUCGGGAUUUGUACCGUUUCAAAAAUCUAUUGAGUGCUGUUACCAUAUAAACCAGGAUCCGGAAAUACGACUUUUGGAGCUAAAGAAAAGUGACAAAAGAUGAGUUGAUGGCCCGAUUAUCAAUCGCGAGACUUUCCUAAGCAAAUGUUUUGAACACUGAAUUAUUUAUCCGACGAACGUCGUUGAUUUUAUUAGUAGUAUACAUAAAUACUGAAACAUCAGAAUGACGAUACUUUUUCCUCUUAACUUUGGAUAAUAAACUAUUGAGUCAUGCGAAUUAUAAAGAUUUCUCUGAAAUGUCUAUGGAACAGUACAAGCAUUCGCGUGAAAUUUACUGGUCGAGCCAGCAAGCUUGACAUUGGGUACGAACUAAGAAUUCCUUAGUUAUUAAAGGAUCCUUGGCAUGGACAAAAGUUGGGUCCGCAACCGGUCAUAAAAUCUUCCGUACUUCACGUGCAGUUGUGCUGAUGUACCUGUGAAAUGCGCAUCCGUUCGCGACCAAUGUUCCACGGGUCUAGCCGGUCAGGAUAGCCAGUCAGUAUAGCCGGCAUUAUUAGGAAUAGAUCAGCGCGGAAUUCGCGGAGGGCUCAACCAGAGAUGAGGAAGGAGAUUCCGUUUUACCCGAGCCGAUUUUUAACUUUCAUAAAAUACCGCUUCUAACGCAAAAUGUGAAUCUUUAAGGCAUCCAGCUUUUACGUUCCUAUUUUUCUCUAUACCCGCAAUUCUCAUUUCGGCGAUGUUUUUAAGAAUUUGAAAAACAAAAUUCAACGUCAUAUUCAGAAAUGCGUGGUAUUAAGAAAACCAUGUAAAAGCUGGGUAUGUCCAUCUGCGGAACGAUUGGCCAGAAGUGCGGAUUAGGUCCCCUGCUAGUUGGGACCAAGUGUAUAAAGGCUCGACUACCUGGAUGAUUUAUUGGGUAUAUCCAUCAAAAUUGAGCACGUGCGCAAAAAUUGAGCGGCGGCGUAGCCUUAAGUAACUACCUGUUUACAGCUCUUAAUAUUUCGCUUCUAACGGAACUGAACGUCGAAAUUCGUCACGUAGCGAUACGUGCAAAGUACAAAAUAUGAAAGAAUUUGUUUUAAAUUGAUACGAACAAGAGAUGAAAUUAGAAUUAAUCACACGAGUGUUGCUGUAUUAUAACUUUCCAAUAAUCACAUGUGGAAACUACGUUUGUAAAAUGGAUUUUGCUCUACUUUACAUGUAAUGCAUCUCUUCGGCAUUCUGAAUGUUUAACGCUACUUUUAUAAGGAACGUAUAUUCAAACAAGGAUCAACAAGCGGCUCAUUCGCGGCUGGAGAAAGACUGUAUUAUAGUAUUUGGUGUUUCCUGACGGUUUUUCGGCUCGCUUUCUAUUUCUAUAUGACUAAGAUUAUUGCAGACCCUCUGAUUCAUACCGUACCCCGUUAUGUGUAUCAAUGUUUUACUUAUAUUUCGACGAUAUCUAGCAUUUCCAAUUCGCCGCCUUUCAAAUUUCAACCCCCUGAAAACGUCGGCGCGUACGAACAUCGUAGAUGGGAAUUCAACUUAAGGCAUAAGAUCUCUCGAUAAUUUUUAAGUGCUAAAAAUCAUGUAUAAAUCUCUGCUCGUUUUUUGCUUGGAUACACAUGACGUCAUCGGGAAUUGAGAAACGCUGUAGGAAAAUCAGGGUCGUUUUCGUUUGCUUUAGAGUAGGUAUCCAGGUAGUCACAUGGACGUAGGAACCCAGGAUGGAAAUAAGAGGGGAUUGUUAUGGUGGAGGCGCAGCGUAUCGUUCGCAGGGUGAAGACAAAGAAGCCGUUGGAGGAACGAAGAAGGGGUAGCCGUUGUCAUGGGGAUGGUUGUCCGUGGUAUAGUGCGUGCCUGUACCGCUGGUAUAAAAUAGCCCCACCAACUCGAGCGCCUUGACAGGCGUUCUUACCCUUGAUUCGGUUACUUCAGUUUAGUCUGUCGGACCCCUCAGUUUUUCUGCUGUGAUGAAUCGUCGUUCGCUUUGAGUUUUUCAUUUUAAACAGUUUUUGUUCGAAGUGCUUUUCUAGUAUCAAAGAUAUCGUUUUGUGAAUUACAACGUUACGUGAAUUACACUGUGGAAUUCAAAUGGAUCCUUAUUCAAAUUUCCCGUCGGAUUCGGGAACAAGUAUGGAUGAGAGUACAAACUCCGAGAACAUUUGGUGCCGAACGAAAGCCGACGAGCAAAAUAGUUUGUAUGCAGAAUCUAUAACAUCGUCGAUGGAAGGAAAUUCUACUUCACUGGCAGAUAUAUUUGAUACAGCAUUUACAUCUACAGUUGACCCUACGCCUCAACCGAGAUUUAAUUCAGGAAACGAGAUGGAAUUUGAUCAGUUAUUCGCUGAGAGCGAUGUAGAAGAUUCGGAUGUAGUCCCUAUCAAUCCUUAUGUAAACCCUCAUCCCCCUCCAGAUGUUACGUAUGGAACUCCACAUGAGUUUUAUACAACGGGACGACUUUUACAUAGCCAUGAGCCUCCAUUGAGACACAAAAGGAGGAUAUGUGGAGAACACAUAUCACUGAAUGAUAGACAAUCCGAUAAUUUGGGUAUAGCUGGACCAUCUAGAUUGCCAGAUGCCAUUUAUAAUAGUGCAAAUAGAUUGAUAACCAACAUACAGACCAUAGAAGAUGGGAGUGUCAAUGAUCCGAAUACUUUGUACCAUUCGGUUUUGCCAAAUACGAUGAAUUCGCAGCAGCAUCCAGCUCACGCAAUAUCAAAAAGUGACGAUACACCAUCUGCACCUGACUUGCAACUGGAUUGGUGCUCGAGCAGCGAUGAUGCGACUAAAAGUGAUGACGAGGAUGGUUCGGUUGAAGUUCUUGGAACAGUAAGUCAUAAGAAUCGUAUGGAAAAUGACGAAGAACAUAAUCCUACAGUCACAAUCGAUUUGACUUUGGAGUCUGACGAGGAACAUACUCCACCGACUCCGGCAGGUGCUACUUCGGUGAUCAGACCUUGCCCUUGGACAGCGUUGCAUAGCAUGAAUAACAAUUAUUGUCCACCGUACUGUAUGCAUCACAACUUCAGAAUUCCAGUUCCUGUCGUACCUGUAGGAUACAAUCAAGUAGCAGAUGUUCCUGCAGGAAUGACAAGACCGCGUAUGCAUCCGAUGCAGGAAAGGCUGUGGACAUUGCAGCAACGUGUACAAGAGGCGCGAAGGAGGCACCUUUAUACAAGAAUGCCGCCUCAUCAUGGCAGUGGAGCACCGUGCGCCCCGCAUCCGCACCCGCACCCGCACCCGCACCCGCACCCGCACCCGCACCCACAUCCACAUCCACACCCACACCCACACCGACGCUCACAUCCGCACUCGCAUCCGCAUCCACAUUCGCAUCCGCAUCCACACUCGCAACCGCAUCCACACUCGCAUCCACACUCGCAGCCGCAGCCGCAGCCGCAGCCACAGCCGCAACCUCAACCGCAAACGCAACCGCAACCGCAACCGCAUUUGCAACCGCAACCGCAUCCGCAAGCGCUUCCACAGGUGCAUCCACUACCGCAACCGCCUCCGCAACCGCUUCCACAGGUGCAUCCACUACCGCACCUGGACCCGCACUCACAGCCGCACCCUGCGAAUCAACAAAUGUGCAACAACGGGAAUGCAACUCCUCCGAGUAAUCAUUGCUAUGGUUCUGAAAGCAUAGACAAUUAUCUUAUGCCGCUUUCAAUGCCGAUCUUGCCACCGCCGCAGCAGCCUACGGUCUACAGCCACCCGGAAACUGCUGGUCCACGAAACUUCAGUCCGCCGUGUCCUACUUACAUGAAUCAGCCUACCAUGAUGGAAAAUCCUAUGGCCAAUGUUGGGGAGGUUGAGCCAACGCCGCCAGUUACGUUGCCUUCGAUGCCGGUGCAUCCUUAUAUGAAUCAUACGUAUCAUCACUACGAUUUCGCCGAAAAUACGUUUUCGCCUAUGACGCAUGCACAUCACAUCCAUAUCAAUUUGCUGCAGCAUCUUCACUUGCAGGAGCCAAUCCUUAAUACUGACAUCGCGGACGAUGCGUUGCCAUACCCACAGUUAGUGCAUCAGGUGCGCCAUUUAUCGCGGUUUGAACAUUACAUACACUUCGUGGAUCAACGACGCAUGGCUCAUGUUAGUUCCGGGGCCACACAAGAAUCGAUUGAAAGCCACACAUUCCGUCACAAGUACAAGAGGAGGAAGAAGGUCGAAAAUUCUGAUGACGACAUUGAGAAGUGUACCAUAUGUUUAUCCGAGUUCGAAGACUGUGAGAGUGUUAGGAGGCUUCCAUGUAUGCAUUUAUUCCACAUAGACUGCGUCGAUCAGUGGCUAGGCACCAACAAGCGAUGUCCCAUAUGUCGAGUGGACAUCGAAACACUUCUACUCAAGGAGAUUGCCAGCUGUGGAUAGUUCAAGGUCGACUUUAUCUAUUAUCUAAUUUCGUUUCUUUAAGUAUAAUACCGGAUAAUACCUAUGUUUAUAUACUUGAGAAAAGAUUCUAUCGACGAGUAAAUCCUAAUCUCUGACAGUGCUAUGAAUCUUGGUGUAAAAACAAAUUCUCUGUGAAUAAUCAAAAUAAUCGAUAAUGGAAUAGAACUAAGUUCCUGAAGUGGUAGAGGAGAUUUUUCAUUUAAUAUUAACAUCGUUGCAUUGAUGGCUAUUAAUAAUAGUGUACAUAAGAGUGUUAGGUUUGUCUAUUACGUGUUAUUAUAUUAAUAAUAAAACAUAUUUUGUCCGGUAACUUACCGCGGACGACAACAAAUUGUUGUUAAAUUCUAUCGAGCAUUCGAGCAAUGCUAUCUUUCCAUGUAAGCUUUCGUUCUCUAUUACGUAUUCCGAGAAGUAACUAUCUGAUUAGAUAAUUAUCAGCAUCUUUUUUCUCAAUAAUCGACGAUUUCGGUUUACUUUUGCCUAAGUAAACGGCAAGGAAAUUCAAAUUAGUUAAUCAUCGUACAUAUAUUACUUUUGCGUUGUAGAAAUUCCCUAUUGAUUUUUAUAUUUGCGUGUAGUUUACACGCUGAAAUUUGCGGAUUGCAGCAUUUCUUUUUAUAACCAAUCAAAUGGAUUUUUCGAGGCUACUUAAAGCCUCGGUCAAUUGUAAGAUUUUAAUGAAUUAUCCACGUAUAAUUUUUUUUUCUUUUUUUGAAUAAUAUAAUCAAAUAAUUUGAAAACAUUUUAAUCGUUUGUUUACUAAUGCAGUAAGUUUUAGUAUUAAAGUAAUGAAAUUUUGUAAGUAGGCUAAAAGCGUUCGUGAAAAGUUAACUCAAGUUGGAGAAAUAAAAGGUCGUAAUUAAAAAAGAAAAAGAAGGUAUAUAAUAUUAUAUAUAGAUGCAAUGUAGGAAAUUUCUAAAGAAAGAUACUAUACGAUUAUUAACUAAACAGGACGCGUACAACUAAUACUGUGUGAUAUUACUGUAUAUUGUUAUUGUACAUAUGAUUAAUAUAUAUUGCAUGCAUACUACAUUAUGUAUUUAUGCAGUAACAUCACACGGGAUGCUUCUGGCGCAUUAAUAGCGUACAGUGGAAUUUUUAUAACUCCGAAAAGCAUACUCGACCACCGAUUAAAUUCAUUGCACUCGCGGUACAACUAUUUUCACGUUGUAUUUCAAGGGAGAAGAAACUAAGCAUACUGUUUCCACUUGUUUUUAUACAAACUAACAAUAGAUGCCUUUUCGAUGCAAAGAAGAGCGGCUUUCAUUUUUAUACUGGUAGAAAGUCGAUAAUUUACAGCUCGUUAUUAGCAGUAAUUAUCGUGUUCGACGUGACGAUUUUCGAGAUUUCAAGGGGGAGAGGAAAGUUGAAAUUAAUUUAAAAACGAGAGGGAGAGUUAUGCGAAUUUCUUUUGCCUAAUUAGCGAAUCUAAACCAAACGCAACGAGUUAACUACAUUGAUUAUUCUAAAGUGCGUCUAUCAGGAAAUCGCUAUACUGACCUUUACAUCUGUAUAGAUUUUAUUUGAAAAAAAAAAAAGAUUGAGAGAUAUGAAUACUUAUCUCGCAAUAUCGACGAUCUGAAUCCUAACGUGUUUUCAUUAUAAUUUGAUUAAUUGUUAGAAAAUUGUUGCACUGCCAUUAUCGACAAUGAUUCAAUGUAAUUAUUAGUAGGUUUUUCGAUGAUCUUUUCUAUCGUAUUUGCUGCUCUAGCAUCUGAUCGCGAGCGAAUAUUUCUAAAACAUGUAUUUUGCGUUACAUACGUACGUAUGCGGGUGCUAUGUAUUCGAAUUCGUUCAUCGUAGCGUCACGCAAGAGAUAUAUAGGCGUUCGGAUAUUUUCUGAAAAGAACAAUUGUAUCGAUAUGUACAUAAUAAAUCGGCGUUACAAUGAUUUUGAGUAUACGUAUAUCAUAAACGAGGAUGAACAAAAUUAGACGUGUUUGCGCCACGUUGACGGACUGGUUUCAAGGGGCACGUGCCUCUCACUGAAAUUUAAUGCGAUUAUUGAACGCUUGUACAAUCAGGAGUAAUUUUAUAACCGAUGAGAACGUCGACGAACACGUUAUUGACGAUGUUUAAUGAAAAUUGUAACUUCUGUCCAUCAAUAAAGGAAGCAUAAAGAAA
Ceratina calcarata is the source of this 7009-nucleotide messenger RNA. RefSeq names its product bromodomain-containing protein 4. NCBI's taxonomy places the organism in Eukaryota, Metazoa, Arthropoda, Insecta, Hymenoptera, Apidae. Bases 2588 to 4864 code for a protein of 758 amino acids. Gene Ontology annotation, cellular component: nucleus. The record is from RefSeq and is a predicted model, not a curated record. Gene Ontology annotation, molecular function: ubiquitin protein ligase activity. The transcript is spliced from 13 exons.